Molecule: messenger RNA, 3194 nt
Organism: Struthio camelus australis
Lineage: Eukaryota; Metazoa; Chordata; Aves; Struthioniformes; Struthionidae
Source: RefSeq, a predicted model, not a curated record
ACAUAAGACGCCAAAGAGAUCACUGAAUAGGAAAUCACGGAUACCUACUUUCAGCUCUCCUGUUAAUGAUGCUGAUAAAGAGCAAGAAAUCUUUUGGGAUCCUAAUUCACCAAUUGCAUGCAGACUAGGCAAUGAAAAAAAGAAACAGACUGCCAGUAGAUGCGCAGUAGAAAUUUCAGAAAUUGUUAAUCGUAUUGCUCCUCAGGAUGAAAAAGCAGCCUGCAGUGGAGGAUCCCUUUUAGAGACAUGGAUUGGUGAGGAUGCCAUUCCCUGUACACCUGGAGUAGUAAAACUGCGAGCUAGAACAAAGUUAAGCUGUACAAGAGAUCUUAAAAUAAAAAAUCCUGAAGACGAACUCAUGAAAUUGGCUAAGGAAUUUGAUAAAAAUCUGGUAGAGUUGGAUGCUGUUCAGGAACAAGAGAAGCUUUGUCAGGACUUCGUCCAGACUGCCUCAGAGACUUUAAGUAAUUGUAAAGAUGAAGUACAGAUGAAGAACCAGAAAUCGGUCCUUGAUGAAGUUUCUGAAACAGAUAGUACUCUGUCCCUGAAACCAGUGGGAGAGAGCACUGGGGUUCCUGCUGCAGAGCCCUGUCAACCUAGUAGUCAGAAGUCUGUAGACCUGGAGGCUGAAAUAGCCCUUCAUGCCCUUUUUGAUUGCUCUACCCAGAAAUGUAGUGGACAGCUGAGCCAAGGACUGUCAGGUAUUUCUUUAAAUAACAGUUUCCAGGAAAACAAAAGCACCUUGGAGGAAGAACACCUUCCUGAGCCAAUUAAAAACAUGCAACAUGUUACUUCUGAGACAUGUCAACAAGAUACUCCGUGUUUACUAGGAAGCACGAACCAGACUUUUCCAAAAACUUGUACCUUCAUGUUGACAAAACAAAAUUCUUCUUCUUUGAAGACAAAAUUGGUGGUCUCCAGUAAGCUUACUGAAGUAGUUAGUGAUGAUUUUGAUGACUGGGAUACAGAUUUUCUGGCAGAUGACUCUUUUGUCAUGCAAAUAACCCAAAAUCCUGAAUUGAUAAGUACUGAAGAGGCUUCACCAGUUCCUACAAAUCCACCCGCGCGUGGUUUCAGUGAUGCUAGUAGAACAAAGGAAAAAAGUAGUUGCAAUUCAGUAACGUGUUUGGGGAGCUUACACAAGUCUAACAAUUUGCAGUAUUCACCUUUGAAACAGUCUAGUAAAAACACACAAAAUGUUGCAAAAUCUCUACAUUUACAAAAGCCAUAUAACAAGACAGAAAUGUCAAAGACACAGACUCUUUCCUUUCAUGGCAAAUGUGAGGUUAAGCCAGACAAAAUAAAUGCUACUUGGAAGAGAGCCCAAAACAAUGAUUUUCACUACAUUCCUGUUUCAACGCAAUCCCAAGUGAAGAAUGGAAAUGAAACUAUUCAGCCUAAAAGUAACCCUGUUCCUCUUUUUCCUUCAAAAUCCAAUUCUCAUAGACCACAGACUGAAAAACUUGGGAAUAAUGCACACAGUAUUUCCUGUCAAUCAUCCAAUAUUUCUACCAAUACAAAACCUAAUGAUCUGACUAAAGCGGUCAGCCAAGCUAAUACAGGUUACUUAAACCAAGCUGAAAUACCAAAGAAAUGCCCUCUAUCGUUUGACUGGAAUGAACCAAAGUUUUCUGAUGAGGUUUUAGAUAUGUUUUGUGAAUCUGACAGUCUUUGGGAUGCAAACUGUGAGGAUGAUGAAUUGUUGUAUCGGGUAUGUGACGAUAUAGAAAAGCAAACUCAGAGCCAGGACGUUAAACAAGGAAAUGAAAGAGCUAAAACUACACAAGGAGCCAAUAUUAAUUCCAGGUCAAAUGCUGAUAACAGCUGCCCGGCAUCUAGACAAGGACUAUCUGAUCGCCUCUUUGCUCAAAACAGUAAUGCAAAACAGGAUACACUUUCAGUAAACCUUUCCUGUAGAAACUCCUCAAAGGUUACACAUGGACUGACUACAACAGGUCACGCAGUGAACUGCAAAAAUGUCUCCAGUCCAGUAACUGUGAUCUCGAGUACUCCUAUGGAGUAUAAAUACACAUUGUCUAAAAACUGUCAUCUAGCUGCUUCUGAAGAUACUACAAAGACUAUUUCAGGAAAAUGGUACAGAUCGAAUUCUGUGCCAGCAGGAAAGACUGGUUCUGAAGUAAGUCCUGUUAAUGCAGUAAACACUUCUAGUAGCAAAACAUUAGACAGCCAAGAUCUUUUGUAUAAUGCGGGAAAGACGCUAAAUAACAGUUCUGGUAACAAACUGUCACUUAUGCCUUCAAAGUUUAAGUUCCGAAAGACUAACAGUUCUCAGGUUGCUCUUCAUGUAGAGUCUGAAAAUCCAGAGAGUCAUUCAGGCAUUGGAAUUACUCUGCAGGAUUUGGAAGAAAGCAAGAAUCACUUGAACGUGACUUUGCACAGCAAGCUUGAAAAUAAGAAACCACCUUUCAAGAGACACCUCUCAGAAUCUUUUGCACUGCCUACAUCAGGAAGACAGACAAGAUCAGUGAAUCCAGUGUUUGUGGAAGAGGCCAAGGCAGAUACAAGCUGUGGAGCUAAAAAUGACAGCCUGAGUAAGUAGCCAUCAAAGACGAAACUGGAAAUACUCUGGCAAUUGUGCUGUAAAUCAUAACUGCAAUAUUUGUUCAAAGCUCUGGUUACUAAGCACACUGGUGUUUUUGUCGGACUCAUCAGAGCCGUCCUGCCUCAUAAAACACUUACGAAUAUCUAAUGUACUGUUCUUGUGGAACUAAAUAUAAAUUUCUUUGACUAUUAUCUGUAUGCAAUGUCAGUGUGGUGGGCUGGCAAACCAGCAAGGGCCUGAUCUAGUCUUGCUGCCAUUUCCCUAAAGCAUUGGAGGUAACAGAGCAAACAGAGAAUCAAGCCCAUGCAUUUCAUUAUUCUAGUAGUUCUUGUCUUUAGCGCAUAAAUCUAGUAAAAUUGGACCACGUUGAUCAGAAACUGUUAUUGUUUAUGCUCAUUUUCAAACUUUUUUGGGGAAAAAAGGUUGCAUUUAUGCAUAGCUGCUCAAAAGCCACAGUUAACAGCUUUCACCCAGAACAAGUUCGAAGAGGUGAGGAGAGGAAUACAGGAUUUACCGAUUUCCUUUUUAAUGACAUUGCCUGCUCUUUGCAGGUUUGCCUUUUUAAGGGUGGUUUGGGUUUCAACUCUGGAAAAUUAGACUUAGGAAUGAUACUUUGCAUGCCCUUCUGCAC